Molecule: messenger RNA, 1293 nt
Organism: Spirodela intermedia
Lineage: Eukaryota; Viridiplantae; Streptophyta; Magnoliopsida; Alismatales; Araceae
Source: the annotation of a GenBank genome assembly
AUGGACAGGUUUAGGCUCCACUUCCUCCUCGGGGAGGAUGCUCCUGGCGCCGCCCGGGCGGGAACCGCCCGCUCUGUCGUCCCCGCUGGUUCAGCCGGCGCCUUCCCAUCUUCCUCUUCCGAUCGGAAUCGGAUCUUGGUCCGAGAUCCCAGCAGGUGUCCCCUCCAUCCUGGGAACGCCUCCCAGAAAUUUUGAUCGCAUCUUUUUUUUUCUUUACAUUUUUCUAGAACACUAUCUCCACUCUUUCUCCGCCACAGCGUCGAUUAUCGGGAGAAUUCACCGCGGCGAUUCUUUCCUUUGAUUAUUUCUACUGGAUUUCUACUUGAUGCGUGCAAUUCUGGGAUCCGCUUCGAUGAACGCCAAGUAUUUUAAGGGCUAACAACCAGAUAAUCCUCCAGGUUGGACGCCUUUGGCUUCCUUUUUACCGUUGAUUUUCUCAGUCGAUUAAAAACUAAUGGUUUUCAUCGUAGCGAAUUCUGUCUGUGAUCCUGAAAAUCUUGAAAAUCUUCACCGUUGACCAAACAUUCCUCGGAGGAGGGAGAAGAGAUUGCACCGAAAAACUAAGGUCAACUCUAGAGAAUUGAGUAUCUGACGAGGCCAAUAUCACAGCUAUAUUCAGAGUUUGGGCACCGAAUCCUCAGACCCCUGCCUGUUCAUCCCCAAAUCCGUCACCUGCUGAGCGUCUCAUAAAACCUAUUCUGAACCAAGAACACUCAAGAACACAGACAAUCUUUUCAGGCCUAGAUCCUUUUGACAUUUUGAAUUCAGUCGGUUCAUGCUAGCAUUUGCAACCGAGUUUUUUGGUUGAAUCGACCUCUUUUGGGUGACCCUUUUUAUUUCUAACCUGAUGAACACAGCUUGGCCUUGAUCACGGUCUCAAGGAUUCAUCAAAAUCCUGAUCCAUAACCGUGCAGAAAAUUCUCAUCCGCUCGAUCGAAGUGAUUGAAAACCUAUUCCUGGUCGAAUGAAUAUCUGGACCAUAUUUAAUCAAAUCAUAAAUCAAAGCAUACACACCAAAAUUAAAUCUGCUAUGCAUGUAAAUUUUUCAGGAGAGUGGUCUCCUUAGCCGCAUGCUGCGGUAUCUGUCUGGCAAGCUUUGCGGCGGGGAUAGUCGCUGGAAUCGCCCUGAAGCGCCGCCUCCAGCGGUGGGCCACCAAACUGAUCAAGCCCCAUCUCCGGCGAUGGGCCAAAAGCUUCAUCAGUCGCCGUCUCCGGCGAUGGGGCAGCAAGUUGCUCCCGCCGCCUUUCCGGCACUGGGCCGCCAAAUCAAAGAGGCGAUCGAAGAAGGAUUGA